AUGGUGAGAGAAAACAAGCUGUUCGUGACGGUUCCGAGCUUCUUCAGGUGUCCGAUAUCGAUGGACGUGAUGAAGUCGCCGGUGAGCCUCUGCACCGGCGUCACCUACGACAGGUCCAGCAUCCAGGCCUGGCUCGACACCGGCCACAACACCUGCCCCGCCACCAUGCAGGUCCUUCCCUCCACCGACUUCGUUCCCAACCUCACCCUCCGCCGUCUCAUUGAGACCUGGUCUCAAUCCCCGCCGCCUCUCGUUUCUCCUUCUUCUGCCUCCAUGAAGAAAAUGCUGGACUCGAUCAAGGACGUUGGGAGAGCUACCGGAAACAGGUCGGAGUCGCUCUCGCGGAUCGCCGAUUUCGCCAGUCGCUCCGAGGAGAACCGCGAGUUUCUGUCGAGUGUCGAGGGAUUUAUUGCGACUGUUGUUGGCGUUCUGAGGAAUGCCAGUGAGAUCGAAAUGUUGGAAUCUGCUAUGACGGUCUUGGAUUUGGUUGCAUCUGAAACAAGAGCCAGAGAACAGCUUCAUAGACUGAUUCUUGACGGAAGUGGAGAUUGUUUGUCUCCGUUCGUUUCGGCUCUCCAGAGAGGCAGUUCGAAUUUGAGAGUCAGGUCAGCUAGAGUUUUGGAGUCAAUCGCGUUCGAUUCCGAGUCUCGACGCCUAAUCACGGAAAAGCAAGGGCUGUUGUACCAAAUGUACCGUUUGGCAAGCUCCGAGACCGAUAUGCCGGCGGCGAAGGCAGGCUUGUCGUGCCUGAUAGCCGUGUCCGCAUCCAGACCGGUGAAGAAGGAACUCGUCCGGUUAGGAAUCGUGCGAACCGCAGGGCAGAUCCUCUCCAGAUCGGAGGCGGAUGGACAGGUAAUCGACAAGGCAAUGAAGAUGCUGGAGAUGGUGUCGACGUGCGCGGAGGGACGGGCGGCGAUAGGCGGAGACAAGAGGUGCGUGGUGGCGAUCGUGAGGAGACUGAUGAAGGGGUCGAGGGAGGCGACCGAGAACGGGGUGGCGGUGCUGUGGAGCGUCUGCUAUCUGUCGCGCGACGGGGAGGCUCGGGAGACGGCGAUGAAGAUCAACGGCUUGGCCAAGGUUUUGUUGGUGAUGCAGAGCGAUUGCUCCGGGAUGGCCAGGAAGAUGGGCGGUGAUUUGGUGAAGCUGUUCCGAGUCAACUCGAAGUCUUGCCUGGCGAGUUAUCAGACUAAGACCACCCAUAUCAUGCCGUAUUGA
Messenger RNA from Diospyros lotus (date-plum), 1215 nucleotides. Its product is annotated as U-box domain-containing protein 28-like. Gene Ontology annotation, molecular function: ubiquitin protein ligase activity. The record is from RefSeq and is a predicted model, not a curated record. Gene Ontology annotation, biological process: protein ubiquitination. Lineage: Eukaryota; Viridiplantae; Streptophyta; Magnoliopsida; Ericales; Ebenaceae. The coding region runs from base 1 to 1215 and encodes 404 amino acids. The transcript has a single exon.